Molecule: messenger RNA, 1578 nt
Organism: Brassicogethes aeneus
Lineage: Eukaryota; Metazoa; Arthropoda; Insecta; Coleoptera; Nitidulidae
Source: the annotation of a GenBank genome assembly
AUGUAUUGGUUAAUUCUAAUAUUUCUUAUAAUAGUUUAUUCCUAUUUUCACAUAAAGAAAUGUAAGAAUUUCUACAAAAAUAAAGGUAUCGAGCCUGGCAACUUACUACCCAUAUUCGGCGACAAUUUUAAAAUGAUGUUUCGUUUGGAAAAUUUAGCAGAAUAUAUAUCCAGAACAUAUUCCAGAGAACCCGGAAAAAGAGUAUAUGCUGUAAACAACAUGGGUAACAAUUAUCUAGGCAUCAAAGACCCAGAGUUAAUCAAGCAGAUCACAGUUAAGGACUUUGAUCACUUCACGGAUCAUCUGCAGUUUCUCGAGACCGACUUGGAUCCUCUAUGGUCGAAAAACCUUGUCGCCUUGACGGGAAAAAAGUGGCGUGACAUGCGAACAACCCUUUCGCCGGCGUUUACAAGCAGCAAAAUGAAGCUGAUGUUCACUUUGAUUCAAGACGCGUCCAAAACCUUCGUUGGGCAUUUCGAGAAGCAACAUCAAGACGUCUUGGAGGUGGAAUUUAAAGACGUGUUUACUAGAUUCACCAACGAUGUUAUAGCAACCACUGCGUUCGGUAUAAAAGUCGACUCUCUAGCAGAAAGAAACAAUACGUUCUAUUUGAUGGGCAAAGAGGCGACCAACUUCACAAGCUAUUUGCUACUUAUAAAAUUCAUGAUAUUAUCAAUUAUGCCCACAGUUGCCAAAAUAUUUAAGCUAGGCGUUUUUAGCCAAUCAGUGGCGACAUUUUUCAGAUCGACAAUCAAGGAAACAAUUGAAGUGCGCGAAAAAAACAACAUCGUCAGGCCAGACAUGAUCAACUUGCUCAUGGAGGCCCGUAAAGGCAACCAAAUCGAUGACGAUGAUAAUGUUACUGACACUUCGUUCGCCUCGGUGGAGGAAUCCUUAACUGCAAAACAGAAAGAGGUGAAGCAACAAUUAACAGACGAUGAUAUAACAGCACAAGCCUUGAUUUUCUUUCUUGGAGGAUUCGAUUCUGUAUCAAAUUUGAUGUGUUUUACCGCCUAUGAGUUGGCUGCAAAUCCAGACAUACAAGAUAUGGUGAGAAAGGAAGUUUUGAACACAGUGGAAGAAGCUAACGGCGAAAUAACCUACGAGGGUGUAAUGAAGAUGAAAUACUUGGACAUGGUUAUAUCAGAGAGUCUGCGUAAGUGGCCCAAUGCACCUCAAACAGACAGAUUGUGCAUCAAACAGUACACAAUUGAGCCCGCUUCACCAGAUGAAAAACCCAUAACUUUGGAAAAAGGAGAACCAGUUUGGAUACCAAUAUAUGCUCUUCAUAGAGAUCCGAAAUACUUCCCAAACCCGGAAAAAUUCGACCCCGAGCGUUUCAGCGAAGAAAACAAGUCGAAAAUAGUUCCAUACACGUAUCUGCCGUUUGGUGCGGGCCCUAGAAACUGCAUAGGUUCAAGAUUCGCUCUACUGGAAGCCAAACUGGUCCUGUGCGAAUUGCUGAGGAAAUUCCAAAUAGUGCCAACAAAAAAAUCACAAAUUCCACUAAAAUUUGGAAUAGGUUCAUUCGCGUUUGUUCCCAAAGGCGGAUUCAACUUUGGUUUCAAAAAACUUUAA